AUGUCAGCAACUAAAUGUGAACAACGUUCAACAGCUGGUAUUACAAAUGGUACAGAUGAUAGUAUAACAAAUGUUGAUGCAAAAUCAUCACAGCAUAAUAGAUAUGAUAAUUAUACAAUAUCAAAAGGAAAACCUACAUAUUGUAAUGAAGAUGCUAACACAUCAGAUGCUGAUGCUAGAAAAAACCAUCAAUAUAAAGUACCAUGUGCACCACUGCAUAUAUAUUCAUGUUUUCUUAAAAAUUUAACUGAUCAUACAGUUAAUGUUACUUUGGAAUGGUAUGGUCGCCCAAAUGAACAUGAAUUUGAUGAACUAAAUCAUUUUAGAUUACAACCACAGGAAGAAAAACAUACACAACGUAAAAUAUUUCAACCAGAUUUACCAAAAAAUCCGGGUGAAGAAUUUGAUCAUGAUAAACAUUCAUAUUGUUCAUGGGUUAAAAUACUAAAUCGUGUUACAGUAGAACAUAUAGGUGCACUUAAUAAAAAGAAAAUGGAAAUUGUUUAUCCAUUUGAAAAUGUGAAUUGUCCAAUACGUAAUUGGGAAUUUCAUGUAACAGAUACAUGUAUUGAAUCACAUGCACCAACACGCCCUGUGAAUAUUUUAAAAUAUGAAAAUUUAACUAAUAUUGAGAAAUAA
This is a messenger RNA of Rotaria sp. Silwood2, 639 nucleotides long. Lineage: Eukaryota; Metazoa; Rotifera; Eurotatoria; Philodinida; Philodinidae. The record is from the annotation of a GenBank genome assembly.